CUAGACUAAUUUCAUCAAAGAAGAAAUGGACACAGCAACUAAACUAUUUAUGAACAAUGGGCUGACUGCAACCAAGAAAGGACUAGGAAAUGCAGUAAUGGAGAAGUCACUGAGGCUAGCUGCAGACAGAGGGAAUUUGGACGAGGUCAAGGUCCUCAUGAAAGCUGGAGCACUUAUCACCAGAGAUCAAAAUGGACUUACUGCAUUGCAUAAAGCUGCCAGAAAGGGGCACAAUAAUGUGACACAAUAUCUACUGUCAACUGGGAAAGUGAAAAUCAAUGCUGGAGACAAAUAUGGCUGGACUCCAUUGCAUUGGGCUUCAUGGAAUGGCCAUCCAUCCACAGUAGCCCAGCUAUCAGAGAGGAAGACCUGCAAUGUUAAUGCAACUGAUAAGAGUGGCUCUAAUCCACUCCAUUGUGCUGCUCUCCAGGGACACCAUGCAGUCAUUAAAGAGCUGCUAUUAGCUAAAUGUGAUCCUAACGUACAGAGAAAGGAUGGUUGGUCUCCACUUCAUCUUGCUGUGUGGAACGAAAAGGAAGAUAUAGUUCAUGAACUUCUGAUUGGGAAAGCUGCAGUAUCAGUGGCAACACUCAAUGGAGAGGGACCACUUCAUCUUGCAGCUAAAAGAGGCUACACUGGUAUAGCUUUAGAGCUACUGGACUCUGGAGCUCCAAUUGACAUGCAGGAUGAAUAUGGUAACACUGCAUUACAUUAUGCAGCUUCUAAUGGCCACCGUGAAAUUGUUCAGAUCUUAAUGAGUAAUGACUGCAGAAUAAACGUACGCAAUAAAGAAGGAAGGACACCAAUGGACCUAGCAUUGUCACAAGGAAACAAUGAAAUAAUUGGACUAUUAACUGGAUUAAAGAAUUCAUCUCCUUUAUUAUUAUCAUCACCAACUUCCAGUACUAGUAGUCUCACGUGCUCCUUCUGUGGUGACAUUAAAGAUCUCAUCCAGCGCAUAGAACCAAACUGUACUCUACGUCACACUGACUUAAAAACCUUCCAGUGGUCCAGCGACGAAGGAAAAACCUUUGCUGAUCAGAUUGAUAGCUUACUCUCUUCAUCAAGCCCCACUAAAGAGUGUUGUGGGGAUGGACUGUGGCAGAAGAAAGCACAAGAAGCUCAGGAAGAUGUCGUUUACAAAUGUCAGAAGAGGAUAGAAGAGAUAGAGCGACAGUGUGCUCAGAAAGUGAACAAGAUCGAGAGAGAAUGCAGCGAGAGGCUUUUGUUGGCUAGAAUGAUGAGAUCUGACAGCAACUUGAGCUCAGGGAGGAUCCCAUCUGCUCCACUGUCCAGGAGAAAGGGAGACAAACAUAAACUAAGUGUAAUUUCUUUGUAAAGACACUGCACAGUUUGGAACUCAACCUUACAUUUUCCUGAUAUAUUAACGAACAUGAUCACUUAUAUUGAUGCAUCAUUCUUGUAUAAUAACACGUUUUUUUUAAUUAUUUUUAUUUAUGUUUUAUUUUGUAUAUGCAUUAUACUUGCUGUUGUAUUAUAAAUUCAAAGAAAAAUUCAAUUUUAUCAUUCAAA
Messenger RNA from Amphimedon queenslandica, 1533 nucleotides. RefSeq names its product serine/threonine-protein phosphatase 6 regulatory ankyrin repeat subunit B-like. Bases 26 to 1339 code for a protein of 437 amino acids. Gene Ontology annotation, molecular function: protein binding. The transcript has 6 exons. The record is from RefSeq and is a predicted model, not a curated record. NCBI's taxonomy places the organism in Eukaryota, Metazoa, Porifera, Demospongiae, Haplosclerida, Niphatidae.